CUUGUCAUCAAGACUUGCCAAUCGAACCUAAUGCACCUGAGCGUAAAAUCGUGAAACGCUGAUCACAGAACUUCAGGAGGAGUGCAUUUCUGCAGUUUCAUCAGCCAGGAAUGCAAGUAUUCUACCACUGAUCAAUCAACAUCACACUGCAAAUUUGUGAACACAAAUAAUCUUACUGCAAUCCAAGAUGGCUGACCUGGCUCCCAUGUUGGAGAAUGGCCUUGCCAAUUCAGAUGAUGAGGAGACCAAGGAUAGGGUGUUGGAGCUGGUUUUCAAAAACAUCAACCAUCAAGUUGGAGACAAGCACAUCCUCCAAGAUGUCAGUGGCAUCGCUCAGGCUGGACAGCUAUUGGCUGUGAUGGGGCCGAGUGGCAGUGGAAAGACAUCAUUGUUGAAUGCCCUUGCUGGACGAAAUGGCCUUCACUCAGGGGAUAUAACUCUCAACAAGCAUCCUCUGGAUAAGCAGCUGAAGAGGAAAGUGUGCUAUGUUCUCCAGGAGGACAUCUUCUUUGCUGGACUCACUCUCAGAGAAACCUUGAUGUUUACAACCCUGAUGCGACUGCCAGACUACAUGCCACACGAGGACAAGAUGGAGAGGAUGGAUGACAUCAUCGAUGUGCUGGCUCUACGCGGUUGUCUGGACACAAUUAUUGGUGAUGCUCUGGUGCGUGGCUUGUCAGGGGGAGAGAAGAAAAGAGCGAACAUUGCCUGUGAACUUAUUACAGAUCCAGCUAUAAUCCUUCUAGAUGAGCCCACCUCGGGGCUGGACUACAGCAUCGCGCUGAGCCUGGUGAAGACCUUGAAGCAGUACACAACAGAGCGCAACAAGAUGGUCAUCACCACUCUGCACCAGCCCUCCAGCCAGAUGUUCUACCAGUUUGACAAGCUGCUGCUCAUGUCGGAGGGAGAGCUUGCCUACUUUGGAGACUCUGAAAAUGUGCUGACCUUCUUCAAAGACAUCAGUAUGCCCAUGGCAGAGCACUACAACCCAGCAGACUUUAUAGUGGAGAAGCUGCGAGAAGAUGAGAAGACUCGGAGGAAGAUAGUAGAUGCAGCUGAUGCCAUCAGAGGAACAGACAACUGGCCGUUAGUUCUGAGAGGGAACACUGAUCCUGGUAUGGCUGACGAUCGCACCCCUCUGACCAUCCGGCGAUCAUUCAAACCUAGCCUCAAGUAUCUCACACACAGCCCCAUCUACAAGAGGGUCAGCAAGCGAUUGCGAAAAACUGAUGCCAAAUUUCAGCCUGAUAUUGAAGCUACUGAGACUGGCAGUGUGGACAUGCUCAACCUCAAGGAGGAUAAGGACAAGUGGCCAACAGGGUUCUUCACGCAGUUCAAACAGCUCACUGUGCGCACGUUCAGGAACUCCAAGUCACGGAUCCUCAACAAACUGCGUCUGCUGGAGGCAUUGCUUCUGUGUGUGUUGGUCAGUCUCUUGUGGUUCCAGCUGCCUCGCAAUGAAGAGACGCUGAGAGAUCGGAUGGGAGCGAUAUUUUUCAUCGCAAUUCACUGGAGCUUCACACCGCUGUUUGAUGCUGUAUCUUCAUUCCCAACUGAGAGGGUUGUAAUCCAGAAGGAGCGUUCUGCAGGCUGGUACCGGCUUUCGGCAUACUAUUUUGCCAAGAUGACCAGCGAGCUGCCUCUCAUCCUUCUCCUGCCCACAGCCUUCAUCAUCAUAUCGUACUGGUGCAUUGGACUCAAUGGUGCUGGGCCUUUCUUUGGGACGAUCUUCACCGUCAUGCUGGGUGCCAUCUGUGGCCAGAGUAUUGGUUUGUUCCUGGGGAUUGUGUUCAUGGACUUUCAGAAGGCUAUGUCUAUCGCGACCCUUGUGAUGAUGGCCAUUAUGCUGCUUGGUGGCUUCUAUACCCGCCAUCUUCCCUUCUGGUUGGACUGGAUCAAGUACUUCUCCUUCCUGCACUACACCUUCCACUGCCUCAUGGUGCUGGAGUUCUCCGGGGAUAAAACUGUAGAAUGUGCAGCCAGCAGCGGGGCCUCCCAGUUCAGAACAUGCCUGACUACUAACGAAACAUCCGUCACCAACUACCAAGUCUUGUCCUUCUAUGAUGUGCAGCCGUCCUACUGGACCUAUGUCUUUCCGAUCAUUUUCUUCAUCUGCUUGUUCCGGCUGCUGGGUUACCUCGUCCUAAGAUUCGUCCACAAACCCAGCUCUGUCUGAACCAGCAACUCACAGGGGAGCUGCUUGGAGUGGAAGCUCUACACUGAGAUUUACUUACCCAUACUCUGACAGGAUUGUGUGCACCAUGCUUCACUAACAUAACUUGUAAAUCAAUUGUUGCCCUAUGUUUUCUCAGUGAAAACAUUGCUAAAUAUGUGUGCAUGUUGAGUAUUAACAUUGCUAUCUUGCCUGCAAGAGUAGUCUCCCUUCCUUAUUGAAAACAAUACCCGGUAGCUGUUGCCUUCAUACUGUAUGGGUCUCUUAGUCUUUCUGUUCAUCAGGCUGCCAAGACAAGUUAUUGUAUCGAAAGACUGUAUGACUUGUCACACUUUCAGAAUCUAGUAGAACAAGCUUCUUAUGAAGCACCUCAAGGUCAGUAACGAUUGCAGCAGUAAGCUUCAUCACAAUCGCAAACAGAUUUUUAGUCAUCUACAUAUAGCUUCUUUUAUCUUUUGUACUGUUAUGCAUCGGUUUUUUAAUGAAAUUAUUGUAACCAUAGAUCUGUCAUGUUAUGAAGAGGUAGAAGAUCUGAGCAAUGCAUAGAUGAACAAAAAUAUCUUUAAUACACUGUGUUCAUCAAAGGGAAGUUUAUAGGGGAGUGAGUCAGUGAGUCAGUGACUAUUGGGCAACAGCACCUUGUGGCAAUAUAUUCUAACAAUGAUAUCAGGGAGAGUGAAUGGUGAGAAGUGCAGGGGCAUUAUGAUUAUUGCAAUAAGCUGCUACAUGGUACAGUUGUCAGAAUAUGAACAGUGUAAUACAGAGGGUUAGGUGGUUUAGUUGGUUAACAAAACAAUUGGCCUAAAGUUCAUUGUAUGUGGGCGAAAUGUGUGGUUUUGAUUUAUUUCAACUUCUGUAUCAAUACUGCAGAUGAUUGAAUAACAAAUAAGUUUUAACAUGGCAAGACACCAUAAUAAAGUUUUAAUUUUUUUAAACGUAUAUAACGCACCCUUUCUUUUGAACAGCAGUGAAAAAAUCUUGUGUGUGUUUUCUUUCCACCUAAUUGUAAAACAGAGUUGGACCCCCAAAAAUGGUCAAAAGUGUCUUUUCUACUAAUUUCAGGUUUGUUUCGUUGGUCAAUUUCGUAAACCAACUAAAAUAAUAUAAGGCCUUAGGAUAGCCACAACCACAUGACACCUCUUGGCCACUUCCCAGUGCCUCAAGGUUUGAUGGGACUGAGCCCAGGGCUAUGGGGUGUGCCUGCAUGCACUGACAUUGGCAGCAUUUCCUUCUUGAAUAACUUGUACCCUAAACUGUACGUAAUGAAAAAUAAUCAGGAAUAGCCUUCCGAUCUUCUCAUACCAAAAUAAUGGUAGCUUUUAAAUUUUGAAUACUCUUUGUCAAAUUAUGACUUGUGAAAAUAUUUGUAUCUUUAUGAUCCAUUUUCUUCCUGAAAUAAAUGCACAAUAUUGUAUUAGUGAAGACUUAAGGAAACUCUUUGUCUUUCAUGUAGCCAGAUGUUCAACUCAGUGAUUGCUGGAUUGCUCUUAUUCAAUAUUUCGAAGUCAUUAUGAUGUAAAUUUGAUGAUUAAUUGUUACUUUGUCUUAACGGUAUACCGGUACUCAGGAAUUGCUAUGAAAUCCUGAAAAGUAAAAGUUGAGUGUCAGAUACACGCUCAUUACGUGAACGUCAGUUUUGUAGGUUUAUAAUUAUUUUGUCCUGUUCCCAGUGUUGAUUUCAUAGUCAUUGGUUGUGUAUUUUAUGUUCUCAUAUUUGUUAAAACAAUUUCCUUGUGUUCAUGUGUUUAUUAUUUCUUAUUGAUGCUGCCAGGUUAUAUACUGCUUUCCAUAAAGGAUUUACUUUGUUGCGAAAUCACCCAUUUUGUCUUAAAUUGAGUUUCUUAUUUUAAACUUUUAAAAUCUUGUUUUAUUUUUUAUUGAUUCUUUACAAAUAUUGUUUUGUUGGAACCUGUGUUGUUUCUGAGCUUGGUGUCAAAACCACUCACUUUGUGUCUAUAUCAUAUACUUUUUACUGACUUAAUACUGAUAUCACAAUUUUUGUCCUAUUCAAUACUUCACCCCUAUUCCUCCAUCACCCCUGAAUACAUACGGCCACUAUGUUAUGUUCAUUCAGCUGCAAAAAGGGGGCAGUGUAUAACUCAUGGAAGUGGGGUAAGGUGAAAAGUCGCGCCCAAGAUUAUUGCACUUAUAUAGUGAGGUGUGCAUGUGCAUGUGUUGUGUACCAUCGGAAUAAUGCCGAUUUUAUAGUGCUAGACCACUGAGAUACCAUGCUGCAGUUUAACAUGAAUA
This is a messenger RNA of Haliotis rufescens (red abalone), 4423 nucleotides long. RefSeq names its product ABC transporter G family member 21-like. The transcript has 15 exons. Gene Ontology annotation, cellular component: plasma membrane. Bases 188 to 2176 code for a protein of 662 amino acids. NCBI's taxonomy places the organism in Eukaryota, Metazoa, Mollusca, Gastropoda, Lepetellida, Haliotidae. Gene Ontology annotation, molecular function: ATP binding; ABC-type transporter activity; ATP hydrolysis activity. The record is from RefSeq and is a predicted model, not a curated record.